AUGCCUGCCAAAAAGGUCGCCACGAAAGGUAGCAAACGGAAAGCUACGAUAUCUCCAGAAGCAGAAGCCAUAACGAAUGGUUUCUCGAAGAAACCAAAGAUCACCAAUGGGUCUACUGAUCCUCUCCGCAAACCACAUCACUCAGCGCAAGAAGCCGAAGACAAUGGUAUCGUUUUGCGAAAGUACUAUCCUCACGAAAUGUCGAAUGCGCGCGCGAUAGCAUACAACAAUAACGAGCUUCCACGUCCGAUCGAGCUUCUCGAGUCAGCUCUGGAGGAGACAAAAUCAGAAAGAGCAAAGAUAGAAGUCAAGGGAGCCGUGGUACACUGGUACAAAUGCGAUUUGAGGACGCAAGAUAAUAAAGCGCUACAUCUGGCGAGUGAGAAGGCAAAGGAGAAAGGAGUACCACUUAUUGCAAUGUACAUCAUUAGCCCGCAAGAUUUUGAAGCGCAUUUGACAGCUCCAGUGAGAGUUGAUUUUAUUUUACGCAACUUGCAAGUGUUGAAGGAGGAUCUGGGAAAACUCGAUAUUCCGCUGCAUGUUGAGACGGUAGAAAAGCGCAAAGCUAUACCAGGGAGGGUUUUGGAGCUUCUCAAGGAAUGGGAUGCCAGCCAUCUAUUUGCCAAUACCGAAUAUGAAGUUGAUGAGUUACGAAGAGAAGCGAAAUUGGUUCAUUCGCUUCUAGACAAUGAUAUUUCAUUUGAGGUAACACCAGACACCUGUGUUGUUAGUCCCGGUGAGCUUAGUAGCGGAACUGGAAAGCAGUAUUCGGUAUAUUCUCCAUGGUAUCGAGCUUGGGUAGCAUAUGUCCACAGCCAUCCAGAUGUACUGGACCUCUUCGGACCUCCCAGCAAAAAUCCGCCAGUCGCUCGAGAACGAUUCUCCCAAAUCUUCGAAAGCACUACUAUCCCAUCAGCACCAGCCAACAAAUCUAUCACCCCCGAGGAAAAGAAAAGAUUCAAAUCCCUGUGGCCAGCCGGCGAGCACGAAGCACACUCACGACUCCAAAGAUUCUGCACCGAAAGAAUAAAAGCCUACGCCGACAACCGCAACUUCCCCUCUGAAACCGCAACCUCAUCGCUCUCUGCCCAUUACGCAGCAGGCACUCUAUCGGCGCGAACCGCAAUCCACACCGCCCGCUCUCACAACACCAGCAAAUCUCUGAAUGCCGGCAUCCAAGGAAUUCAAACAUGGAUUUCCGAAGUCGCCUGGCGCGACUUCUACAAACACGUCCUCGCGCACUGGCCGUACGUCUGCAUGAACAAACCCUUCAAACCCGAAUACACAAACAUCAAUUGGGAAUACGACGACGCAAAUUUCACAGCCUGGUGUACCGGACAAACAGGCUACCCGAUCGUCGACGCCGCGAUGCGCCAGCUCAAUCACAUGGGCUACAUGCACAACCGGUGCCGUAUGAUCACGGCCUCGUUCCUCGCGAAACACCUGCUCAUCGACUGGCGCAUGGGCGAGAAGUACUUUAUGGAACACCUCAUUGACGGUGAUUUCGCGAGCAACAACGGGGGGUGGGGGUUUAGCGCGAGUACGGGCGUAGAUCCACAGCCAUAUUUUAGGAUCUUUAAUCCGCUGUUGCAGAGUGAGAAGUUUGAUGGUGCGGGGACGUAUAUUAGGAAGUGGGUGCCGGAGUUGGAGGGCGUGGAGGGGAAGGCGGUGCAUGAUCCGUAUGAGAGGGGUGCUGGGAAGGUGGUCGAGAAAAGGGGGUAUCCCAGGCCGGUGGUGGUUCAUAAGGAGAGUCGAGAGAGAUGCCUAGCGAGGUAUAAAGAGGGGUUGGGGAGAGAAACCUCAUGA
Glarea lozoyensis ATCC 20868 is the source of this 1806-nucleotide messenger RNA. RefSeq names its product Cryptochrome/photolyase FAD-binding protein. The transcript has a single exon. Lineage: Eukaryota; Fungi; Ascomycota; Leotiomycetes; Helotiales; Helotiaceae. The record is from RefSeq and is a predicted model, not a curated record. Gene Ontology annotation, biological process: circadian regulation of gene expression; entrainment of circadian clock by photoperiod. The coding region runs from base 1 to 1806 and encodes 601 amino acids. Gene Ontology annotation, molecular function: DNA binding; FAD binding. Gene Ontology annotation, cellular component: nucleus; cytoplasm.